This is a messenger RNA of Anthonomus grandis grandis, 14090 nucleotides long. RefSeq lists its product as uncharacterized. The transcript has 19 exons. The coding region runs from base 254 to 13543 and encodes 4429 amino acids. The record is from RefSeq and is a predicted model, not a curated record. Gene Ontology annotation, cellular component: nucleus. Lineage: Eukaryota; Metazoa; Arthropoda; Insecta; Coleoptera; Curculionidae. Gene Ontology annotation, molecular function: DNA-binding transcription factor activity, RNA polymerase II-specific; RNA polymerase II transcription regulatory region sequence-specific DNA binding. Gene Ontology annotation, biological process: regulation of transcription by RNA polymerase II.
GUUUCGGAUCGCGUCGACGAGACUCGGUCGUAUUCGGCAUCAUUUUGUGCGCAUUUCGUCACAGUUGGCCAUAGCGGACAGACCGAAACCAAAGUUUAGGUGAAGAAGAGAACGACAAACGGCAUGCUUUUCGAAUGUACUUUUUCUGCUAUUUGAUUUAAUCAUGACUGUUUUUGUAAAUAUUACUUUUAGUUAGUUGCAAUCGCGAAAUAGUAUAAGUGAAUAUAAACAAACGUCUUAAGCAACACCAAUCAUGGCUGAGCAAGAAUAUACCAAAAAGUUAGAAUCUCUUCAGAGAUACAUUCCAUUUUUACUGAACAUGAUGGGAGAACUAAAGGCAAAAGGAAACCGCGAAGCACAAUUGAACAAGAUUCAGUCAUUACACGAUAUGAUUACGAAUACACAAAAAAAGUUGAAGAUUGAAACCCUUAACAGAUGUGAAGAAGUUUUGAAUAACAUAUAUUUUAAAGUGAAUCCUCAAUUACGCGAGAAGGGUAUUGGAUAUGUAGAAAAAGUUGACUAUGAUAGAAAUCUUCCUGGAAUCGAAAGCCCCAGAUCUACGCCUCAAAGUCCGAGUCCACCAAGAGAUAUAUCACCAACAAAACCGAUUACUAUACCAACUGAAAAAAUUCACCCGAGAAUUACCUAUCCAGGCUGUUCCGCGAAUCGACCGAAAAUCGACGUUUACAGUAAAGUAGUAAUCAACCCGUCCUCUAGGCCUAAAUCUCCAGUAAUAUGUACAAAAGUUCCUGACAUGUCCAAACCACCGAUUAGUUUAGAUGACUUGAAAACUCUAGAAGAAGAUGUGCAGCAAAAAAUAACCGACACUGAAUUUGUUACACAAAGUGUGGAUCAACUUCAAGAAGUUAAAAAACAGUUACAGUUACAGCUGCGACUGGAGCAAAUGCACGAGGCUGAAGGAAUUAAACGUGAAAUGGCAUUAACUAACCCAAUCAAUCCUCAACUAGAGAGUACGCCAAGCCAUAAAAAUCAAAUAAAAGAUAUUAAACUGGAAAGCAAACAUAAAAAGGAAGAAAAGAAAAAACGGGAUUCUUCCGGAGGCAAGUCUGAAAAAAAAGAUAAAAAAGAAGUGGAUGUAUUUGGGAAUUUGCUUUCUAGUAUUGAUAAUAAGCUAAUUGAAGAAAAAAAGAAAAAGAAAGAAAGAAGAACAUCUAAGGAAGGGAAUAGUAACAAUCUAAGCUCACAUUUGGAAAAAGGCGACAAAAAAGAUAAUAAAUCAAGAAGAAGUAGUAAAGAUAAGGAUAGGAGUCACUCCUCAUCUCGUGACCAGGAUAAAAAGAAAAACUCCGGUCGUGAUAAAAGAAGGAGCAAGUCUGAAGAGAAUGUUAAAAAGAAAGAUUCUAGAAAGAAAAGCAAGGAGCUACAUAAGAAAGAGGAAGAGCAGCAAGAAAAUGAAAAAGAAAAAUGGAAAGUGGCAAAGGUAACGACUAAUGUGAUCGAGUCUUUGGAGCAGAAAGCAAUCCUUGCAAAUACUGUUGCAUCGGCUGAAUUAACUAAGCAGUCAACUAAAGCGGCGGAGCCAAUCGAACAGAGGUUUUCAGAUACUAAAAAGUCAGAAAAAUCUGAAUCUAUUCCUUCAGAUAUUUUAGUUGGGCCAUUAAAAAGACUAGCGGACAAAUAUAAUCCAAAACCUAAAUUAAAACCCAUAGAACCCGAUAUGCCUGAGGUAGAUAAGUCAGUUUCGGAAAGUAUUGAAAAGUUCAUGAAAUCAUCACCUACAAAACUAUUGUCUACUACUUUACUUUCUCAUGUCAAAUCAUCGCCAAAUACAACUGAUCUAUCUACAAGUGCUUCAACUUCUUCAGUGUCUACAAAGCCAGUUCAACUUCCAGAGAUUUUGCAAAAGUUUUUUAGUAAGCCUAUACUGGGAGAUAUAAUUCCUAAAAACAUAACUGAUCCUAUUGUCAGACCCAACACAGAUUCUCGAAAUACAGGUGCAAGCCUACCUAACAGACUGUCAACUAUAAACUCGGUGACUAAACCGGCUGACGUUUCUAAUAGAAUAACGACAAUUAAUCCUUUAACCAAAGCAGGUGCUAUUAUACCACCUGAACCCCCUGUGUUAUCUCCGCCACAUAAGUCGGUACAGUUUCAGACACCGCGAUUUAUAUCUCCACCUCAAGCACCAGAUUUUGUUCCAGAUGUUAUAAGGCGCCCUGUAAAUCAUAAUAACAAUCCUGGUAUUCUAGGCCCUGCUCCUGGAAUGUUACCUGUACCUAAUCCUCGGUCAGUUUUACCAGGUCCUGUUUUUGGCGGAUAUACAGAUCAUGCGAUGAAUCUGGGUUUUGGUACACCGAGAGUUGACUUUGACACACCGACCACACCUAGAAUCGACUUUGAAGCACCUGUAAGGCAAUUUGAACCUGCUUUAUAUUCAAAUAACGAUCAAUUUGGAAUGAACCAAAGGUUUGUACAUCCAGAGCAGCAGAUGAUUGGCAAUUUUGUAGGCCCCAGCCAUUUUGGUCCCGGAAUGGAAGUUACUCAUUUUAAUAAUUCCUAUGAUAUAAAUCAGGUGUCGUAUCGUCCGCAGAUAGGUGAAAUGCCACAUUUUAAUUUACAAAACCAGGGCUUUUAUCCUCCAGAGAGAUCCAGGUGGGGUAGAGACAGACGUCCGGGGGAUCCUAGAAAUUACAAAGAGUACAAAGAGAUGAAGGAACAACAAGAGAAGGAGGCUAAAGCUGCACAAGAGGCUCAAAGACACUUGGAAAUAAAAGAUCCUCGACUAGGAUGUAGAGAUGGUGGUAAUCCUGAUCCUAUUUGUCGAGAUCCCAGAUUAUCCAGAGAUACUUGCGUUGAUUCUUCUAAUAAUGAUCAAGAAGUCAUUAAAGAUCCCCGUUUAUCGAGGGGUAGAGAAAAAAGUGUCGAGAGAACACAUAAUAGAAACCCCAGAGAUAGGGUUCAUAGUAAAACUAGAGAGCCCCAUAGAACCCAAAGCAAGGAAAGAUUAAUUUCAAGAGAUCCUAGAUCAAGAAAAUCAGAUAACAAAUUAGAUACUAGUAAGUUUGAUAAAAUGUAUUCGCGAACAAAUAGAGGAAGAUCACGAUCUAGGUCACAAGACGACGAAGGUAACGAAGAUGAAACUUUUAUGUCGCCCUUAGAUAGUUUAUAUAACGCAGAUAAAGGAAAAACUGGUCGUGGCUAUGGGUUUCAACAUUUUAAAAUACCUCGCAAGUCUAGAAUAGAUGACCCAAAAAAGCUAGCCAAGGAUAAAAAAGAAACUGCUAAUCGAAAUAGAAUCUCUUCGUCUAGUUCUGAAGAUGGUGAUACUUUGUUUGUUAAUGACUCUAUGGUCAUAAGCGAUGAUGAAGAUCAAGAAAAGCAUAAUAAGUCAUUUGAAAAAGCCAAAGAAAAAUAUGAUACGUCUAGAAUUAAGGUAGUAGUAAACAAGGAAACGAAUAUUUGGGGAUCCUAUGCAGAUCUUAAGUCUCCAACUGAGACGGAGUUUGUUAGUGAGUAUGAUAAGGAGUUUCAAAAAGAGUUUUGUGAAAACCAGGUAGAAACAAAGACAAAUGAUACAACGGAAGAACCAAAAACAUCCGAAAUAGAAGACAUAAUUGAAACUGAGGAACCCUCAUCUUCAUCGCCAGAUUUUGAAGAAUUAGAUAGUUCUAAAAACAAAGACGAAGCUAUAGUUGAUUUAAAAAUCGCUUCUUCUAAUAUUCCACCACCUGAAACUGAACCCGAACCCACUGAACAGAAAAUUUUAGCACACUUUUUUGAAAAUUUACUUAAAAGUAACAAUAAAAAAGAUAAAAAGACUGCUCUUUUUUCACUUAUACAAACUUUUUCUGAUACUUUUGAUGAUAAAGAGAUCCAAAAAAUCCGGAAAAUUAUUAAAGUGAAUGAGGACUCUGUAGAAAAUAGCGAUGAUGAAAAGGGAUCUAACGUUACUGAAACUGCUGAAUUGCCUUUAGAAGAAAUUCCCAAUCAAAGCGAAGUUCAAGAACAACAGCCUGUCGUCGGUUCAACAACAGAAGAAGAUUCAGAACAGGGAACAUCUUCAAAAUUAAUAAAUUCUCUUUUACCUACUGAAUCUGUGUCAACUCCUAAAGAAACACAAGUUAAUGAAGUAACAAAAUCGACGGAUCUAUCAGAAGUCACUAUUGGCAUUUCUGCAGAGAAUAGAAAUACCGAAGAAUUACUGGAAGUUGAGCAAAAUGUGGCCCAAUCAGACGAUUCAUUGAAGUUGGUAGUUAAAGAACUCCAAUCAAAAGAAGUAUCAAACGAUAUAAGAGCAGCUUCGGAUGCCAAGCAGUUGGAGCCAAUAAUGGUAUCAGUAGGAGAAAGAAUUAAAAAUCGCAAAAGAGGAGCUCCUAAGUAUAAGAAACACAAAAGUGAACUGGAUCAUUUACACGAAGACAUUAAAGAUAUGUUUAUUAGAGAUGGCGUUCUUACAGCAACUGGAAAGAGAAUGUGCAGAAUUCUAAAGGACGAUCCUAACGUGCUUAAAGGUGAUAAGACCGAUACACCACCUGCAACUCCGGGACCGCUUGAUACAUCGGUGGAAAAGAAGGUUAGAAAAAAGCCCGGACCUAAGCCAAAGUCGAAACCUUGCAAGGAAUUUAACGGUACCACUAUAAAAGAUAUGAGAGUGGUUAUAAGUAAAAUACCAGAUACUGCUUUAGUUUCAAUCAAUUCUCUUAGAAGCAAUCGAAUAAAAGGACUGCGUGAUUUAAUUGAACCUGAAGACGAAGAAAAUCAAGAUUCUAAUUUGGAAAUAUCAUCCUCCGAUAACUCAGAGGAUGACUCUGAGCUAGAAGAUUUAUCUCAUUCGGAAUCUGAUGAUGAGGAAAAUCAAGAAACUAGAGCAGUUGAAGCUGCAAUUCAUCCCGCAAGAAAAAAAUCAAAAAGGCGCAGAGGCAACAAGUGGGCUUCUGGAGUCAUAACUAAACAGAAAAAGAAAAAACCAAAGGAUAAUGUAUUGAAAGAAAAUAGUCUCGAGCGUCCGCUUUCCGCGGCUCAAUCAAAGGCUAGUGAAGCAACUGAUUCGUUAAGCGAAUUAGAUGACUCUAGUAAACUUGUAGAACCAGAUAAGGAAUAUUAUUAUGAUUUUGUGAAUAAGAGAAAACUUUCGUGCAAAUUAUGUAAAUAUAGUGGUCAUAUGAUGACUGGUCACUAUUUACGCGAACAUCCUCAAUCGGAAGUUUUAUGUUCACGAUUCUCUCCUGAAGUUGCGACAACAGCAAUUAAAGAUUUUGCCGAAUACGGCCAAAAAUAUGAAAGCAUCACAAUUCCGAAAGUCAGUACGAAGUAUCACUACACAUGUAGAAUGUGCAUGUACAACAGUUUUGUUACGCCAAUAUUUUUUUACGAGCAUGUUACUACACAUACUGGAGAAUGGAGACAUCAGUGUGGUAUUUGCGAAUUUUUUGCGGCUACCAGCAAGACAAUGGCCAGUCAUUUUCAGACCGUUCAUCCAGGAGAAGAGAGAAAAGCUGUAAGGCGAACAUAUACGCUUGGUAUUAUAUUUGCAUAUGUUUGUGGAGAAUGUAACUUUGUGCAACUAAAUCAAAAAAAUGUUGAAGAUCACGCUAAUAUAUUUCACUUGGGUGAAAAAACUAUAAUCCACAAGAUAAAUAUGUCGAUGGAUUUAGAUCCUGAGCUGGACAAGCUUGCAGACAUGUCAAAAAUUAUAGAGUCUUCAGAAUCGACAGAAGCUCCUAAAUGUAAAAAACCUGGGCCAAAAUCUAAAACUAUAAAAUCGCCACCGGAAAAUCAUGAUAUAACUGUCACAGAGGAUUCCGACGUUUCCCAAAAAAUCUUAAUUAAAAAGCGCCCUGGUCCAAAGUCCCGAACAUUGUCCAUUCGAAAACCAUUGAUAGAUGAACCUGUAAUUAUAUCAACACCUGUACGCCAGAAACCGGGCGCCAAAUCGAGAAACAAAACAGCCAAAAUGAAACAGACCAGAAUGCCAGAGGAUAGUUCAUCAGAUGAGGAAUCAGUAGGACCGAAAACACGAAGAUCAUUGAAAAGAAAAUCAGAGUCUGAUUCCAUCGACCCAGAGUUGAUGGAAUCUGAUUCUCCAGUAAAGCAAAUUCCUUUAACGAAAAGAACAAGAGAUUUGGCAAAUUUAUUAAAUGAAGAUAGUGGUGAUGAUCUAGACACUAUCAUAACUUUAUCAAGCAGAAGUAGUAGAGCUGCUAAAGCAAAAGCUACAGAAAAAUUAAAAUAUUUAAUGGAAAACAAUGAAGGGAUCGGAAAGAGAAGGUCUGAGGUUGAUUCUCCUAGUAAAAAACCAAACACAGAUGCUAUGGCUCCAGAAAAACCAGCAGUGCAGAUAAGUGCUUCUAAAGAUACCAGUGAAUCAUCCGAUGAAAUGAAGCCUUCCGAAAAAUCAAGCUAUAAAGAGAAAGAAGUAGAUACUUCCACGUCUAAAAUAGCUGAAAUGGAUCCCCCAAAGAUGAAAGAUCAGUCCAACCAGAAGGAAGAUAAUUUAAGUGCCUUCACGAGUAAAAAAGACUUUUUACAAGAAGCAAGACUGAUUGAGGAAGAUCGUUUAAGAAAAAUGGAAGAAUUGAAUAAAUCGAUUCUUGAAUCGAGAGCUCCAAAAUUAGACUUCAUAAAUAAGUUAUCAACUAGACUGAAUAAUGAGCAGGAUGAAUUAAUCGAUGAAGAACAAAUUAUUGUAAAAGAUGAACCUGAGGAUCGAGAUGAAUCUAAUACAGUUGAAAAACACUUAUCUACCUCAAAAGAUGCUGAUAAACCAGUCGAGAAAAUAAUAAAUGUUUCGCCAAUAACCAAACAAACUUCAGUUGGAGGCUCUAGUGCAUCUUCACAGAUUUUAAAUAAAAACACUGUUCAGGACAACAUUCCAGAAGUACCACAGUCUAAUAUUAUUUUUCCACAAAAUAAGUCUAAUAGUUUGUUUUCAAAUAUGAUUGAGAAACUUCAAGGAAAACUUAGCUCGACAUCUAGACAAGCUGAAGAUAUAUACGGCCCUAUACAGACUUCCGUUUGCAAAAUUCCAAAUGUUGACCAGUCGUCUACAGCCACAUCAGAGUUAUUUGUUUUCGUUGGUGAUUUAGUAAAGGCUACUAAAAUCGGACAGGAAAUCAUAUAUUCUUGUCACGUAAAUGGUUGUUAUGUAGCCACAAAGGAUACAACGGUUUUUCAGCUCCAUUGCAAAUUCGGCCAUAAAGAUCUAAACUUAACAUCAGAACUUUGCAGUAAAUGUCAAGUUCAAAUUACUACAACGCCUGAUACCACUUUACUGGAGAAUUUAUAUGAUCAUUUGAUAUUUGCACACUCAGAGUUUCUGUUAAAACCAUCUCUUCGGAUGAGGCGAAUGAGUGGCGACAAACUCUCUAUUAAAAAAGAAAAGCAACAUUCGCAAAAUACUUCGGAAGUAAACGAUUCUUCAGAAAAAUCGGUUGUGGCUUCAAGCCCUAACAUUCUCUCUAAGGAGCUUGAUCUCAAUCAAGAAGGCUGUGCUAGGGAAAUAGAGGCCGCUUCUACAGAAGAACCUAUAGCUUCCGAAUCCAACCUUGAGUUACCAGAGGAUAACCCAUUUUCAUUUAAAAUAUCUAGUGUAAUGUCCUUAGCAGAUGUCUCGGUUUCUUCAAAGGCUAUAAUUAAAACCGAGCCCAAACUCCCGCCGUUAAAGCUUGCUCCACAAUUAACUACUUUGCCAGGUACUAACAAACAGCAGAGUCAUCUACAGGAAAUUCUUAUUAAAGAAGUUCAGAUGGCAGACUGGGAAUGUAACAAGAGUAAAAAAGCACAAAAAUCAUUACAAAAACUGUUGGAGAGUCCCGGAGAUUUGUAUAAGUGUCCACACUACUUUUGUUCUUUUAGUAGUAGUAACUGCGAACUGUUAAGACGUCAUAUGCACGCACACAAAAUAGAUCCCAACUCCAUGGUCCCUUGUAUUUAUUGCGAUGUAAAAACUCCUUGGGAGCAGGUGCCGAUGCACAUCGAUAUAAGGCAUUCAGCAUGUAGAUAUUCUUGCUCUUAUUGUCUUUACAGAGCUCUAUUAAAGGAAUAUGUAUACUUACACAUAGAGAAGGCUCAUCACGACCGCGAGUUAGUUGCCAUCACCUUACCUGCGAGUAAGGGAAGCAAGUAUUCUAUUGCGGAAGAAAAUGGGGACCACAGAGCUCUCUGUCAACCGUUUGAAUGCAGUUGUGCUGCAUCUCCAUAUUCAAAAGAAAUGAGCAAGGAUACGAUGUAUCUUUUCGAAAAUGAGUUUUUGCAACACAUGGAAAAGUCUCACCCUAACCAAACAUUAAUGUGUGGAUAUAAGGAAUGCUUACAAAAAGAACCAAGCGGCGCUGCAAUGAUUAAUCAUUGGGCAAGUUCCCAUGGUGUUGGAACAUAUCAAUGUGGAAUCUGUAAAUACAGCUCGCAAGAUCUAAAUAAUCUAUAUCUGCAUUUUGCUAACAGACAUCCUUGCAGUAUACCGAGUAUUUUAGUUAGGAAAAACUACUUUUUACCUAAGAAUCGAGAAGUUGGAUAUACUAACGCAGCUUUUAAAAUUCUUGUUCGCGUGGUAAAAUUACCGGAAAACUUGUCAAUGUUUAUUCGGAACCGCAACCAGAAGAACGUCAAGUUAGUUAUGAAAGGGACUGUACCUUCUGAAGAUAAUCAAAGUAAACCUGAAGUGCAAAAUACUGUUGGCCCAAUAAAAGGUAUUUCUUCGGGAACUCCGUUAGUUCUUUCCCCUAGUAGAAAAGUCAUAACAUCACCCAACAAGAAAAAGUCUUCGGCUGUGUUAUCUUCUUCCAAUGUUACUUUGCUUGUUACUACGAAGAACAAUGAGAAUAUUCUGUUAGUUCCAGCUUUAGUUCCGCCAAAACCUGGCCAAGUUUUAACAUCUACAGCUCCUAUAAAUAAAGCAACUGUACAGACUUCUACUGCUUCUGAGAAAAUUCUAAAAACAGUACCUCCUCAGCCAUACAGGUUCGGAAAUAUUACAAUUUAUCCUAAUGAUAACUCAGGGGUGGUGCUUCCAUCUAGUGACUCAAUUAUCAAGGUACCUUCAAACCUACCAAGUACUUCUAGUCCAAGUCAAACCACUCCUUCAGCAAAAGAUAGUUCCACACAUGAAGAAAACCCGGUGAGUGAAGAGGAUUUGCUUCAAUCUGCAAUACAAAGUAUCUUAGAUCAUGAAGACCAGAGUAGAUCCACCACUGUUACCCAAAAUAUUCAGCCAGAAUUACCAAAUGUUUCAAGUCCACCACCUCUAGCUCCGAUAAGCAAUUCUCUACCAGCUGCAUCAAGUACUAAAGUGCAAACUGAACAUAGUCCAGCUGUAAGACCUCUGGAACACAUCGAAGUAAUCGAAAACACGACGGCAAGUGUAGAAAAAAAUCCAGAGGAUGUCGAUCCUCUUAAUUUAGAACCUAGCGAAGGUUUUAACUUAUUGAUUGAUACUAAUGCAAUAGACCCUUUAGCAGAUGACACUUUAAAUAUUGAGCCAACUUCAACUCCAGAUUUAUCUAUAGCGGAGGAGUCUGCAAAUGCUAUAGAUAAGAAUAUAACUGAUGUGUUACCUUUUCAAAUUUCGUGUCUCGGAGAAAAAUCAACUGAGGCGGGUGAAGAUAUGAGUAAAGGUCCGAUGAAAAUUUCUCCGACGAAUAGAUCUGCUUCUGUUGUUUCCAACUCCGAUGAGGACUCUGAUAGUAGUCAUAUGGAUAAAAAGAAACGAGGAUUAAUAGGAUACCAACUCUUUAGAUGUGCCGCAUGCAAUCUAUCCUUUUCCAGUUUAAAACCUUUUAAAUCUCAUAUGAUGACAGUUUGUAAAAAAGUAGUACCAAAGUGUUGUCACUGCGACAGAGUAUUCAAAAGUAUGCAACGCCUGUGUGAGCAUAUUAUGAGUCAUGGUGUAUCCAGGUUCAGUUGCUCUUUGUGUAAUGAGAAGUUUACCGUAGUGAAUAUAGCCAAACUCCACAUGAAAAAUCGACACAGUAUUAAUCAAACCAAUUUGGUGCCACUAAGUUCAAACAGAAACGAUAUCGACAUCGAUAGUUUCUUAUUAAAGCCUUGUCAGGCUAUCACUCCGUUAUCAAAAGAAAAAGAGAAUCCAUUGGAGAGUCCAAAAGCUACGACUGAUGAAAACAGCUUUACUCCAGAUCAACUUGACAGUAUUCCUGCUAGGCAAAUUUUUAGUACUAAUGUUAAGUGUGGGUUGUGCAAUUAUCAGACCAAAGUUAGAGUUAAUAUUAUUAGGCAUCUCCAAAUGCAUCUAGAUGAAAAAGCGGUACCUGAUAUUGCUCCAGUUAACCCGGUACCUUGUUUAGAGAAAAACGAAAAAAUGUUCGAUAAGAUGAUGAAUUUUGCAGCUAGCUCCAUCACCACCAGCUCUCGAAUGGGGGAAGCUGGAAAAGAGAAAGAAGAUGAAACAUUCCCAGAGUUUGUCCCAACCCACCGUCGGUUCGUGUGUUGUGCUCAAGGUUGCUCCUACCUCUGUCUCGAGGAGGGUAAUCUCAAACACCACAUUAUGGCUCUCCAUAGCGAUGAAACUGAGUUUACUUGUGCCCACUGCAAAGUUAAGAUCGAGCCCACUGACAUUGAACAUGUUAUUAAACAUUUCAAGUACCAUGGCUUGCACCUUUAUAAGUGUAAUAGUUGCAAUUUUGUGCACUAUUUAAAGCACAAAGUCGAAGGACACAUUGCAAAUAGCCAUUUAGAGUCAGUUGUCAAACUUGUGACUUUAAGAUCCAUGGAUGCUGAACCUGUAGAUCAAGAGGAUGGUGGUUCGGGUUCAAGUACUCCUCAAUCAACUACCUUAUCUAAAUUUAAGCCUUGGAACUGCUGUAUGUGUAAAGCUAAAUAUUAUACCAAAGAAGAAAUUGAAACUCAUGCGAUUAAAAAGCAUAAUAUUGAUGCCCAAUUUAAAUGUACAUUGUGCGCGUUUAAAAGUGAUUCUGAAGAAGCUUGUCGAGGACAUUUUAUAGAGCAGCAUUCCGGCCACGAGUUUGAUAUUAUUUUUGUUUAUCAGAAGCUUGAUGAAGAACCAGUUAAAGAGCCCUUAGAGAGUUUUGACACCACUCCUCUUUGGCAGCGUGAUAAACCACGUGUGCGUCACAUUAGAGGCAUACUUUUUGAUGAGUCGUCGCCUCAACCUUUAAGAUCACCUAAGAAGAAAAACACGGCGUCUAGCUUAAAAGGGUUAUCUACUUCAAAGGCCGGUUCAAGUGGUGUUACAAUAAAAUCAGGACCAAACAAUACUGCAACAAUUACAUCGGAAGCAGUAGCAAGUAGUUCUGUCGACAAAAAUAGACCUGAGAGUGCUACUAGUAAUAACCUUUUCGAUUGCAUCGAUGCCGUAGCAAGAGGUACUGCGACCAUUCUUGAUCCUAGUAAUCGAGAACCUAGAAAAUCUAUAUCUGAAUCUAAAGUUAGUGAAACUGAGGUAACAGUAGACCAGAUAAUUUCUAAGGCCGUUAUUGCUGUAAGUAAAGAGAAGGAGGCUCCUGGAUUAGACCCGACUAAAGAAAAAACCUCUCCAAAAGCUAAUUUUGCUUCUCUUGAAACUGAGAAUACACAAACCAAGAUUCAAGUUCCAGUAAUUGAAAAAAUAUUUAGCGGAACUGCAACGUCUAGCAAAUCAAAGAGUGAUAGUGCAAUCUUAUUUGAUCCCAUAGAUGAUGAUGUGGUAAUUAUACCUCCCAAAAGUCCAAAUGUUAUAGUGAUAGAAUCAGAUGAAGAAGAGCCAUUUACAAAAGGGGUAGCCAAUUCACCUAAAACAGGCAAGAGUAGGAACUUAAAACGCCCAGGCACUACGGAUUUGCUUCAGGAAGCCGUUAAGUUAGCCAAAAUUGAGGAGUCAGAUGACGAUGAUGCUACUAUGGCUCAAAGUUGCAGCAGACCAAAUCUUAUAAAUCUAUUUGGCGGUGUUGGUUUACCAUUCAACAAACAAUGGAAAUGUCCGACAUGUAACCAGUUUAAAUCCAAAAGAGCUAGCGAUUUCAUGUUCCAUCUUUAUAAAGAUCACAAAACUUUCAGAUAUCGUUGCAAAGCUUGCUCCGAUCAAAGUAUCACGUACAAAUACAUGCAGAGCCAUGUAGAAUUUCAUCCUGGAUUUAAUGACGACAUUAUUGAGCGAUUACCUCCAAAUGUUAAGUUAGAUACGUGGAUUCACAUUGUUAUCAGAGAACAAAGCUUGGAAAUACUCAAAAAUGCUCCAUUAUUUCAGAAACGUCCGGUUACUGCACCUACUGAUAUCAAAUGUUUUUUCUGUGAAGAGAAAUUUAUGCUAUGGCCAGAUUGCUGGGAACACAUGCUGUAUCAUUGGGUCAUGAUGCCAUACCAGUGUCAAGACUGCCCCAGUGAAUUUUAUACGGUAUAUGAAUUACGACAACAUAAUAAAAUCGUGCAUCGUAGAACUACAUGUCAAGAGGUACCAAAAGGACCAACGCUAGCCAAAGCCCUACAUUUUUCCGAGAAUAUUAAGAAAAGGCCAAUAUAUUCAAAUUCCUCAUCAAAUUUGCCAAAAAAAGCAAAAUUAGAAGAGAGUCAAGAGUCAAGUAUACUUAUUAAUGAAAGUGCAUCAUCCGAAAGUACUGAUCAAAUUAUCAUGUUAGACGAUGACGAAGAGGAAAAAUCUAAAACACCAUCUAGUGACGAAUCAUUUGCCUGUCGUAUCUGUGCCUUUAUUUCAGAUAUUGAAUCUGAAACAGUGGAGCAUGUAAAAAAUCACGUAGCACCAACUACAAAAGAUUUGUCUAAAUUACGAUACCAAGUAUUGGACAAGUCUAAAUGUGAAUCACGCGAAAAUGAACUAAUGGCAUGUAACAUUUGUGACAUCGUUCUUUCAGAAAUUAAACUCCGAAAGCAUUUUAUGGCUCAGCAUAAUGAAGAGUAUGCGCCUUACAAGUAUCGCUGUGACUUUUGUGAUACUAAAUUUUUUGUGGCAAGCGCAGCUAAAAAUCAUUAUUCAAGAGUACACGGCGUUUCUAGAAACAGUUUUAUUUCUGUUGGUGCCGCUAAAGAUAAAAAGAAACAGCCGAUCAUUUAUAGACAAUAUUAUUGCACAAAGUGUAGCUACAGUGUUAUUUCGAUUAAAUCGAUGUCGAUGAAACAUCACCUGAAAUCGCAUUAUAGAGAUAUGUUAGCGGGUGCAGAAGGCCAACCGGAAAAAAAAGAUGAUGUUAUUAUGAUGGUGAAUAAAGCAAUAACGGAAGAACUUAAGGACAUAAUUAAGGCUGCAAAGGAAGUUAAGAGUUCCUGGGAAAAGGAAGAAAGCAGUAACCAGAAGAGAAUAGUUGAGUGUUACUCUGGAAAAAUGAUGGCAAGGAAAUCUACAUCAGCACCACAUGUGAACCAGACCAGACGAAGAUCUAUCUCGAUACCGUAUGUGAGCCAGACCACAGCAGAAGAGGUUCAAGACGUCGAGGCGGGUUAUAGCUUCUAUGGCAUUCCCCAGAAAAAGUUAGAUCUAUCAAAAAUAGAAACAACGUUCGAAAUGGAUGACUUAGAGUAUACUACAACUGCUGAACAGAUGAUGAAAAUGAUUAAUAUGGACACAUAUGUGGAUAUGAGCGACUGUAUGAUGGAUCUUAUGCCUAUUGACUUUAUUUGAUCAGAACAGCAGUGAUUAGAUGAUUUAUUCUAAGUUGGGAUUUAUUUUAAGUUAAAAGUCACACCUGACAAAAAAAAGAAUAUUUAAGACUGAUUUAAUUUCUGCAAGCUUCAUCGGAAAGUGUGCUAAAGAAUACAGCGAGUUACUAUUGUUUAUGUUCGUGAAAUUUGCUUGAAUGCGUUUUGCUUUUUUCUACCGUUUUAAUUUGACCAUUUUAUGCUUUUUACCAUUUCAAGAAGUAACAAUGGAUGUUGGACCCUAGCAAUUUAAAAUAAAAGAGCCAUGCCAUCUUUUGUGAUUAUUUUGUAUUUAUAGAAAAGAUCUGUGAUUUUACUACAAACAUAAGUUAACUGCGUGUGGCAGUACUGAUGUAUAUAAAUAGAACGACCGGGUAGAUUAGUACGUAUCUAUAAUUGAUAGGGCCUAAGAUGUAUAUAGGUAAUUUAAAAAAAACGUUAUAGAUGACAGAUACAGUUAAGUUUUUAAACUAGUUUCGUUCAUUUUUAUUUUGCAUAUAAAGUUGAAUAAACCAAUAUGUUUGCAUAAA